Molecule: messenger RNA, 345 nt
Organism: Phytophthora nicotianae INRA-310
Lineage: Eukaryota; Oomycota; Peronosporomycetes; Peronosporales; Peronosporaceae
Exons: 1
Coding region: 1-204 (67 amino acids)
Source: RefSeq, a predicted model, not a curated record
AUGACCGGAGGUGGCUUCGCUGGAUCGAUGGGAGGCUUCGGCGGCUCUGGCUUCGGUGGUGGUGACUUCGGCGGGUCAUUUAGUGGCGGGAUACCGUCCAUCAGCUCGGGUGAGGGGCCCAAGGAAGGGUCUGGUGAAGCUCUUGCUGCUGCAACAACUACGACUAGUACCGCUGGUUCCGUCGCGGCAUCGGCUGCGGCCUAAGGCCUAAGUGAUGCCGACUGCCCGCGAGGUAGUUUGGAUUUUCGAUGUGACAAGACCGUGUAGUUUUCGUGUACCAAGCUUGAAGAGAAGAGCAUGUAAAAAUGUUGUUAAAGAACUGACGUGAAAAGCUAAAAUAUCCAA